Molecule: messenger RNA, 1474 nt
Organism: Bombina bombina (fire-bellied toad)
Lineage: Eukaryota; Metazoa; Chordata; Amphibia; Anura; Bombinatoridae
Product: cell cycle regulator of non-homologous end joining
Exons: 4
Coding region: 172-579 (135 amino acids)
Biological process (GO): double-strand break repair via nonhomologous end joining; negative regulation of double-strand break repair via nonhomologous end joining
Cellular component (GO): cytoplasm; nucleus
Source: RefSeq, a predicted model, not a curated record
ACGACUAUAAUGAGACUAGGCGCUAGCGCUUCGUAUAUAUACAAUGAGUGCCAGAGGCAGAGCUGGAAGUGCUGAUGUCCGCAAGGCCUGAAAGGCGGCGCUAGAGAGCGACUUGAUUUAUUAUGGUGAUGGAAAUCCUGAUGUUAAUUGUCCGACAAUAAUUAAAGAAGAAUGGAGGGUGCUGAAUCCAAUACAAAAAAGAGAGUCCUUCCACUGUGGAUGACUGAAGAUAAAGCAAAGAAUCUGCGUUCACCACCUAAGAAACCAAAGAAGAAGGAAAUUUUUCCCAGGAAGCGUACAGUGUAUUGCAUGAGUGAAAUGGAGCUGGUGGAAUAUGCUUUACAAAUUCUUCAUGAGAGUCGCGGACAGAAACGUAAUGAUGUCACGAUUAUACCCGAGACCUCUGAGGAGAGUGAAAGUGAAAUGGAGCCAAACACCCUCCCAUCCAAAGCAACCUGUAGCCACGUAAUAUCUACAUCGCCUUCCAAAGACCUAGAAAACAAUCAGUUGGCACCACAAACUAAUUAUGACAGUGAUGAUGACCCAUUAAAAUUUGUGAGGGAGAUUUUUUUCAGCUAAUGCUAAAUACAAAGGAUUCUAUUAUGUUGUUCAGGGCCAUCUUUAAAAGGGACGUUAAUCACUAAAUACAUUAAUAAGCAUAGUAUUUGUUAUUCCCUGCCUCUCUAUCGUCAUACAUGCCACCAUGUUGAAAUCUGGUUUUCAAUGCAUUCUGGUGCUGACGUGAUUCCACAUAUGGAACAACUCUACUUCAGAUACCUGCAGUUCCAAAAUGGUAGCACCUAUACUUAGUGUUAAGUGAUCCUUCAAUUAUAUUUUAUUACUUGUAUAAAUGUAUAUUUUAAUUGGGUACAAGAAACAUGACAAGGAGGUUAACAAAUACCAUUGGAGGAUGAAGAAAUUAAAAAAAAAAAUACUGUUUAAACUCUGAGCAGUUAUAACAUUUUAGGCAUUUUACAAAGAAAAUGGCAAGUUUUAUGAGAGCAUUUCUUACAUUACUUUUUAAUUCAAGUGACAUUUAGGCAUUUUGCUAUUAAACCACUUUUACAAUUGUCCUGUAUUGUGGUAACAGACCUUCUGGGUCAGUGAGAACCAAUAAAACCAACUGGAUGGAGACAAUUGAUUACACAAAUACACUGCAAUAUAUUGGAAUUAAGGGACAUUUAAGUAUUUUUUCAUAUAUGCUUUAGAAAUUAAUAACAGGUUUCCCAAAGAUCUGCAAAUACAAUUUGUUUCUUACAAACAUUCAAAACUGUAAUGUUCUUUUUUUGUAGACCAGGGACACAACCAUUGGGAACACUCUUUAGUGUUGUAAAUCUUAUCUUCUUUGCUGUGACCAAUUAAGGACAGAUAUAAAAAAGCUCCCGCACAUAGCAUCCAAUCAAAAGGAAAACCAGGCAAAAUAAAAAUAAUAAUUAAUUAGUGUACAUAAUUAAACAUUUUUUUUGUUACUGUC